UCAAAUGGAAUAUAUUCUUUUAAUACCCAUCAUAGUGAUCAUCACUAUCUUCCUUAUCUUCUCAAAAUCACACAUAAAAUCAAACCUUCCUCCCGGACCUAAACCAUGGCCUAUCAUAGGCAAUAUACUUGAGCUUGGGGACAAGCCUCAUCAAACAUUCACCGAGCUUUCAAAAACUUACGGUCCAAUAAUGUUUUUAAAACUCGGGUCUGUCCCUACAAUAGUAAUAUCUUCCCCAGAUAUAGCUCAAGAAAUGUUCCUUAAACACGACAUAACCUUCUCAGAUAGAAUUGUUCCAGACUCAGUCCGAGCCAUGGAUCAUGAUAAAUAUUCUAUGAUCUGGCUCUCGGUAAGCCCAAAAUGGCGUAACCUUCGAAAAAUUGCAGCCGUACAAUUAUUCACAAAUCACCGACUAGAUGGUGGCAAAGAAUUGCGCCAAAAAAAGGCGCAAGAGCUUGGUGAUUAUGUACGACAAUGUAGGGAAUUGAGUACACCAGUCGAUAUUAGUAAGGCCGCGUCAAUUAGUGUAUCAAACUUGUUGUCUAACACAAUUUUUUCCAUGGAUUUGAGUAGCCAUACUUCAACCAAUUCCCAAGAAUUUAAUGAGCUAAUUUUGCAUAUGAUGGAAGAGGCACUAACACCAAAUGUGUCUGAUUUAUUUCCUAAGCUUAAGCACUUAGAUUUACAAGGAGUAUUAAAAAGAACUUGUAAAUUUACUCAUAAAAUCAUGAAAAUUUUUGAUAAAAUUAUAAAGGAAAGGUUAUUGAAGGAUCCUAUGAAUCGUACAGAUGAUGUAUUAGGGACUUUGCUCAAGCUUUUGGAGGAUAAAGAAAUGAGUAUUCAUGAUGUCAAACAUUUCCUUAUGGAUUUAUUUACAGGUGGAAUACAUACAACUUCUGUCACAGUGGAAUGGACAAUGACCGAAUUAUUACACAAUCCACAAAAAAUGAAAAAGGCUCAAAUUGAGAUAGAUGAAGUAGUUGGCAAAGAUAGACCCAUACAAGAAUCAGAUAUUACCAAAUUACCAUAUCUUCAAGCAGUUGUGAAAGAAACACUACGAUUACAUCCGCCAGCUCCUCUUUUAAUUCCUCGCAAGACCAUAAAAGAUGUAGAAUUAUGUAACUAUUUUGUGCCACAAAAUUCGAACAUUUUGAUAAACUUAUGGGGAAUGGGUCGUGAUUCAACCAUAUGGUCGAACCCACUUUUAUUUUCUCCUGAAAGAUUUUUGGAUAGUGAAGUUGAUUUUAAAGGACGAUAUUUCGAGUUUAUACCCUUUGGAUCGGGAAGAAGAAUAUGUCCAGGUUUGCCGUUAGCUCAUAGGAUGACACAUUUACUCUUGGCAACUCUAAUAUCAUUCAAUUGGAAGAUUAGUCCGGAUACUAUAGACAUGGAAGAAAAGUCUGGGAUUGCUUUGCUAAAGCUUAAGCCUCUUCGAGUCAUUCCAUCUCUUUGAUAAAUAUUAAUCUCUUUUAUCUACACAAUAAAAUAAUUCAUUAUUAGCUUCUCAAAAUUAUUCAUGUACCAAAUUAAACGACAAUUUAAGUUUUACGUGAAU
Amaranthus tricolor (Joseph's coat) is the source of this 1555-nucleotide messenger RNA. RefSeq names its product cytochrome P450 76AD1-like. NCBI's taxonomy places the organism in Eukaryota, Viridiplantae, Streptophyta, Magnoliopsida, Caryophyllales, Amaranthaceae. The transcript is spliced from 2 exons. The record is from RefSeq and is a predicted model, not a curated record. The coding region runs from base 5 to 1453 and encodes 482 amino acids. Gene Ontology annotation, molecular function: iron ion binding; monooxygenase activity; oxidoreductase activity, acting on paired donors, with incorporation or reduction of molecular oxygen.